Diplodia corticola is the source of this 1575-nucleotide messenger RNA. RefSeq names its product high affinity glucose transporter rgt2. Gene Ontology annotation, biological process: transmembrane transport; carbohydrate transport. NCBI's taxonomy places the organism in Eukaryota, Fungi, Ascomycota, Dothideomycetes, Botryosphaeriales, Botryosphaeriaceae. Bases 1 to 1575 code for a protein of 524 amino acids. The transcript is spliced from 5 exons. Gene Ontology annotation, cellular component: membrane. Gene Ontology annotation, molecular function: carbohydrate:proton symporter activity. The record is from RefSeq and is a predicted model, not a curated record.
AUGGGUUUCGCUCUCAAGAAGCCCGACGACGUCGCCGGCGCCGCAUGGCCCGCCAUUCUCAUUGGCCUGUUCGUGGCCUUCGGUGGUGUCCUCUACGGCUAUGACACCGGUACCAUCUCUGGUAUCCUGGCCAUGGACUACUUCAAGGAAGAGUUCUCGACCGUCUCGCCCCCGGCCAUCACUGCCUCGCAAGAGUCUCUGAUCGUCUCCAUCCUGUCCGCCGGUACCUUCUUCGGCGCUCUCACUGCUUCUCCCGUCUCCGACAUCCUCGGUCGUCGCUAUGGUAUCAUGUUCUCCGCCAUGGUCGUCUUCAACCUGGGAGUCAUUCUCCAGACUGCCGCCACUGCGCAGCCCAUGUUCAUUGCCGGCCGUUUCUUCGCCGGUUUCGGUGUCGGUCUCAUCUCUGCCAUGAUUCCCAUGUACCAGUCCGAGACCUCCCCCAAGUGGAUUCGUGGUACCGUUGUCGGUGCUUACCAGCUCGCCAUCACCAUUGGCCUCUUCCUUGCUGCCAUCGUCAACAACAGUACCAAGCACCGCAUGGACACUGGCUCAUACCGCAUCCCGAUCGCCAUCCAGUUCGCCUGGGCUCUGAUCCUCUUCAUUGGUCUCAUCUUCCUCCCCGAAACCCCUCGCUUCCUCGUCAAGCAGGACAAGCACGAGCAAGCCACCGCCUCGCUUGCCCAGCUGCGCCGCCUUCCUCAGGACCACCCGGCCGUUGUCGAGGAGCUUGCUGAGAUCGUCGCCAACCACCACUACGAAAUGAGCGUCGGCACUGCCAGCUACCUCGAGUGCUUCAAGGGCACUCUUGGCAAGCGUCUCAUGACCGGUUGCUUCCUCCAGGCUCUGCAGCAGCUUACCGGUGUCAACUUCAUCUUCUACUACGGUACCCAGUACUUCCAGAACGCCGGUUUCCAGAACCCCUUCGUCAUCUCCGUCAUCACCAACUCGGUCAACGUCGUCUCCACCUUCCCCGGUCUCUACCUCGUCGAGAAGAUGGGUCGCCGCAACCUGCUGCUCAUGGGCGCCAUCGGCAUGUGCGUCUGCCAAUACAUUGUUGCCAUUACCGGUACUGUGGCCGGCACCUCGGACUUGGCUGCGCAGCGUGCUGCCAUCGCCUUCGUCUGCAUCUACAUCUUCUUCUUCGCCUCGUCCUGGGGUCCCGUCGCAUGGGUCGUCACCGGCGAGCUGUUCCCGCUCAAGGUCCGCGCCAAGUGCUUGUCCAUGACCACGGCGUCCAACUGGCUCCUCAACUGGGCCAUCGCGUACGCGACCCCGUACAUGGUCGACGAGGAGCACGCCAACCUCCAGAGCAAGGUCUUCUUCGUCUGGGGCAGCUUCUGCUUCGUCUGCAUCGCCUUCGUGUGGUUCCUCAUCUACGAGACCAAGGGCCUGUCGCUCGAGCAGGUCGACGAGCUGUACCAGACUGUCAACAAGGCGUGGCAGAGCCAGGGCUUCCGCCCGCAGAUCUCGUUCCAGGACGUCGACGACGUCGCCGACGGCCGCAAGAUGUCGCUGCACGCCGCGGCGGACCUGGCCGCCAGCAAGAAGACCGUCAACAUGGCGGAGAAGGCAUAG